ACCCCACCCCCUUUCCUCACAAACCAAAAUCCAAACCCAGACCCAUCCCUCCCUCUCUCAAUCAUUCUCUGCCCUUUUAGGUUUUUUAAUACUUUUAUCGUCCAAUCAUCAUCGCUCUCUCCUCUCUCUCUCUAAAUAAUUUCCAAUUGGUUUUUAGAGAGAGAGAGAGUGGCUGCAGGAGUGGGGAAGGAAGAAAGACCGCUCCCGUCUCUGUGAUCGUCUCUUCACUUCGAAGCUCUAGGGUUUGGCUUUGCCUCUGUUAGCUGUUGAGGAAAGGGAUGCAAUGAAUCAAUCUUUGAACUUUUCAUCUUCUGGCUCAACUGAGGUUCCAAUGGUGGGCAUUCCUAAAGAAGUGGGUAGAGGAGGAUGGGGUAUUUUAUCUGGAUCUGGUGCCUACAAUGCCUCAAGUGAUGCUACCCUUUUUUCAAGCUCACUACCUGUUCUUCCACAUCCGAAGUUGAACGUGAAUGGUACUGAACAUGACUUUCAAUCUAUUGAUGAUCUUUCGUCUGGCUUAGAUAAACUCCACCAAACUUUGGAGGGUAAUGAUCUGCUUGAAGAAAUUGAAACUCAUGCAAUCGGAAGCUUGCUUCCUGGCGAUGAGGAGGAGCUAUUAGCUGGCAUAGCGGAUGAUCUUGACCUCAGUGGGUUGCCUGGUUCACUGGAAGACUUGGAAGAUUAUGAUCUAUUUGGUAGUGGAGGCGGCAUGGAAUUGGAAACUGAUGCACAGGAGAGCCUGAGAAUAGGCAUGUCAAAAGUAAGUUUAGCUGACAGUUCUACUGGGAAUGGGAUGGCUCAAUUUGCCCUUCCAAAUGGUGUGGGAGCUGUUGCUGGAGAGCAUCCAUAUGGAGAGCAUCCUUCCAGAACAUUGUUUGUGCGAAAUAUCAAUAGUAAUGUUGAGGAUUCAGAACUGAGAACACUUUUUGAGCAAUACGGUGAUAUUAGAACGCUGUACACUGCGUGUAAACAUAGGGGCUUUGUGAUGAUAUCUUAUUAUGAUAUUCGUGCUGCUCGAACUGCUAUGCGCACAUUACAAAACAAGCCUCUGCGACGUAGGAAACUUGAUAUUCACUUCUCAAUUCCAAAGGAUAAUCCAUCAGAGAAGGAUAUUAAUCAAGGAACUUUGGUAGUUUUCAAUUUGGAUCCAUCAGUUUCAAAUGAAGACCUCCGUCAAAUAUUUGGGGCUUAUGGCGAGGUCAAAGAGAUAAGGGAAACACCACACAAGAGGCAUCAUAAAUUUAUUGAGUAUUAUGAUGUUAGAGCUGCAGAAGCAGCCCUUAAGUCGUUAAAUAGGAGUGACAUAGCUGGUAAACGCAUAAAGCUUGAACCCAGUCGACCUGGUGGAGCUCGUCGAAACUUGAUGCUGCAACUGAAUCAAGACCCUGAACAAGAUGAAUCUCAGAGUUUUCGACAUCCAGUGGGUUCCCCGAUAACCAUCUCUCCACCAGGUAACUGGGCUCAGUUUCACAACCCAAUGGAACAUAGUCCUGUACGGAGUAUUAGUAAAUCUCCUGGUUUUGGGACAAUUAGUCCAACAAACAGCAACCAUUUGUCUGGAUUAGCAUCAAUUCUGCAUCCCCAGACAUCAAACACUGUGAAGGUUGCACCCAUUGGCAAUAACCAUGGAAGGGGGAGUCAUGCUGAUCAUAUACUUUCCAAUACAAACUCAUCCCACGGAUCUGCAUUUCAACAAUCCCACUCAUUUCCAGAGAACUCAACCCAUUUCCAAGGAUCCAUGCCCUCGUUCAGUCCUUCAACCUCAAGUGGAUCUCAUGUGGAAACAUUAUCAGGCCCGCAAUUCCUUUGGGGGAGUCCGACUCCUUACUCAGAAAACACCAACUCUUCAGCUUGGCAUCACCAAUCAGUGGGACAUCAACUUACAUCCAAUGGGAAGGGGCAUGCCUUUCCAUUCUCGGGUCAUAAUGGCUCUUUGCUCAGCUCUUCCCAUCAUCAUCAUCAUCAUCAUCAUCAUCAUCAUCAUGUUGGAUCUGCCCCAUCUGGUGUUCAUUUAGACAGCCGCUUUAAUUACUUUCCAGAGUCACCAGAAACAUCUUUUUUGGGUCCCGCUGCCUAUGGAGGCAUGAGUUUGGGCCCCAGUCGUGGAAAUUUUAUGAUUAACAUGGGUGCUCGUGCUUCAAGAAAUAGUGGCAUAUCCAUACUGGGAAACAUGUCUGAAAGUAGUUUGUCAAGCUUUAAAAUGGUGGGCUCACCGAAGCUUAGCCCUGUAUUUUUAGGGAAUGGCCCGUACGCAGGACUGCCACCUACAAGCAUAGAUGGUUUGAUUGAGCGUGGGAGGAGCAGACGAAUGGAGAAUAAUGGGACCCAGAUUGAUAGCAAGAAGCAGUUUCAGCUUGAUUUGGAUAAGAUUGUCUCCGGGGAAGAUACUCGAACAACAUUAAUGAUUAAAAAUAUUCCAAACAAGUACACCUCGAAAAUGUUACUUGCGGCAAUAGAUGAAAAUCACAGGGGUACUUUUGAUUUUCUCUAUCUGCCAAUUGAUUUUAAGAACAAAUGCAAUGUGGGCUAUGCAUUUAUCAAUAUGCUGUCUCCUUCACACAUCAUCCCAUUUUAUGAGGCGUUUAAUGGAAAGAAGUGGGAGAAGUUCAAUAGUGAGAAAGUUGCCUCCUUGGCUUAUGCUCGAAUCCAGGGGAAGGUGGCUCUUGUAGCCCACUUUCAAAAUUCAAGCCUAAUGAAUGAAGACAAACGUUGUCGUCCGAUUCUCUUUCACUCAGAGGGUUCUGAGGCUGGUGAUCAGAUCAUCCAAGAGCAUCUUCCUUCCAACAAUUUGGACAUCCAGGUUGGUCAGGAAAAGGAGUCGGACUCUGAUUCAUCAGGAAGCCCAAAGCGUGGCUUUGACGAGAAGCCAGAUAAGAGUUAACAGUGUAUCAAAGCAGAUGCCAGGGCUGAAUUUGGUGGUGGCCGUGGCUUCCAACAAUCAUACACCUAUCAAGUAUAUAUAUGUACAAGUCGGAGAAGUACGGGAUGCAGAGUUUCUUUUGUAGCUCCUUUUAGUAGUAUCUUCUAGAGUGUUUGACUGGAAACAUCCGGCAGCGUUUUGUUUAUCUGCAGUUAACGGUCACAGGAGAGAACGAUAAUAGUGCAUGUCGACGAAUCCAAUCCUCCCUGCUGACAGCAGUUGCCGCCGGUUGUGCAGGUUUCUGAUUUUUGGGCUCAUUUUUGUUGUGCGACUUCGGGGUGUGGAUAAGGUAGCCUGCAAAUAUGAUGUGCAUAUGGGUAUCUGAGUACAUGUGUUUUGAGAGGGGGGGUGGUUAUUUGACAUGGGGUACAAAAUUGUAUAGUGGGGGAAAAACCUGCUGCUUUUUGGCGUUAUUAUUUUGUUGCAGUUCUUGAAAUGGAAAAUUCAAAUGUUUAUUUGAGAUUGUGAUUUCUCAGCUCCAAAUUAAUUAUCGAAAGGUUAUCAAAUGUGUAGUUGAAUA
Molecule: messenger RNA, 3437 nt
Organism: Malus domestica (apple)
Lineage: Eukaryota; Viridiplantae; Streptophyta; Magnoliopsida; Rosales; Rosaceae
Product: protein MEI2-like 5
Biological process (GO): positive regulation of meiotic nuclear division
Molecular function (GO): RNA binding
Source: RefSeq, a predicted model, not a curated record